AUGUUCGCCUUCAACUCACCCGAGGAAUUCAUUGCUUCGCUCCAAGAACUUACUUGGCCGAUCUGCUGCGACUCCUUCAGCGAAGAACACUAUCCAAUCUGCGUGGACGGCUGCCGUCACGUCUUCGGUGUCGAAUGUCUCAGAUCGUGGGUAACAUCAGGCCGAUCUGAUCAAAACACAUGCCCCAAUUGUCGGGCCGCGAUGUUCGAGAUCUCGCAGCAGCUGCCUGUACGUGCUCGUUCAUCUGUAGGCGCUACUAGCGACGCGCCUUACGAACGCGUUAUUUCAGACAGCGAGUACGAAACGGACAGCGAGGGCUCACACUAUGAUGAUGAUGAAUAUGAACGCACGGAGAGGUCACCUGCGGAAAAUCAUGAAUAUAAUCCAACGCAAGAUGUGUUCAUAACGGUAACCGGUCGCCUCAUAGCAGUAUCUCUACAUCUUUUGCCUCCUGCAUUCUAUACUCAGGGUUGUGAGGGCUUUUUACAUGAGCAGAGAGAAGCUAUAUGGGAUGUGCGACGGCAACAGCGUGAUCGGGCAAUCGCAUACCGUGCGUUGACAAUGCAGGUCAUGCUCCACGGCGACGGCAAUUCGAUGUGGGAAGAGUUGGUGAUGCCUCUUAUCGAGAAGAUUGCAAACGAGACAGCUCGGGCAUUCAGGGACAGUAAUGUAUGGAAGCUGUGA
This is a messenger RNA of Didymella exigua CBS 183.55, 684 nucleotides long. RefSeq lists its product as uncharacterized. Lineage: Eukaryota; Fungi; Ascomycota; Dothideomycetes; Pleosporales; Didymellaceae. The transcript has a single exon. The record is from RefSeq and is a predicted model, not a curated record. The coding region runs from base 1 to 684 and encodes 227 amino acids.